GCCCCGGCAGAGAGUAGACACAGCGGCCCCAGGCGAUUAUGGACCCUGCCGAGGCAGUGCUGCAGGAGAAAGCUCUCAAGUUUAUGUGCUCUAUGCCCAGGUCUCUGUGGCUGGGCUGCUCCAGCCUGGCGGACAGCAUGCCUUCGCUGCGAUGCCUGUAUAACCCAGGGACUGGCGCACUCACAGCUUUCCAGAAUUCCUCAGAGAGAGAAGACUGUAAUAAUGGCGAACCCCCUAGGAAGAUAAUACCAGAGAAGAAUUCACUUAGACAGACUUACAACAGCUGUGCCAGACUCUGCUUAAACCAAGAAACAGUAUGUCUAGCAAGUACUGCUAUGAAGACUGAAAACUGUGUGGCCAAAACAAAACUUGCCAAUGGUACUUCCAGUAUGAUUGUACCCAAGCAACGGAAGCUCUCCGCAAGCUAUGAGAAGGAAAAGGAAUUGUGUGUCAAAUAUUUUGAACAGUGGUCAGAGUCUGAUCAAGUAGAAUUUGUGGAACAUCUUAUAUCCCAAAUGUGUCAUUAUCAACAUGGCCACAUAAACUCGUAUCUUAAACCUAUGUUGCAGAGGGAUUUCAUAACUGCUCUGCCAGCUCGAGGUUUGGAUCACAUAGCCGAGAACAUUCUGUCCUACCUGGAUGCCAGAUCACUGUGUGCUGCUGAACUCGUGUGCAAGGAGUGGUACCGAGUGACGUCUGAUGGCAUGUUAUGGAAGAAGCUCAUUGAAAGAAUGGUCAGGACGGAUUCUCUAUGGAGAGGCCUGGCAGAACGAAGAGGGUGGGGACAGUAUUUAUUCAAAAACAAACCACCUGAUGGGACUGCUCCUCCCAACUCUUUUUAUAGAGCACUUUAUCCUAAAAUUAUACAAGACAUUGAGACGAUAGAAUCUAAUUGGAGGUGUGGAAGACAUAGUUUACAGAGAAUCCAUUGCCGAAGUGAAACAAGCAAAGGAGUUUACUGUUUACAGUAUGAUGAUCAGAAGAUCGUCAGCGGCCUUCGAGACAACACAAUCAAGAUCUGGGAUAAAAGCACGCUGGAAUGCAGGCGGAUUCUCACAGGCCACACAGGUUCUGUCCUGUGCCUCCAGUACGACGAGCGGGUGAUCAUAACGGGCUCAUCGGAUUCCACAGUCAGAGUGUGGGAUGUCAAUACAGGUGAAAUGCUAAACACAUUGAUCCACCAUUGUGAAGCGGUUCUGCACUUGCGUUUCAAUAAUGGCAUGAUGGUGACCUGUUCCAAAGACCGUUCCAUUGCCGUGUGGGAUAUGGCCUCCCCAACUGACAUCACCCUCCGGAGGGUGCUGGUUGGACAUCGAGCUGCUGUCAAUGUUGUAGACUUUGAUGAUAAGUACAUCGUUUCUGCAUCUGGGGAUAGGACUAUAAAAGUAUGGAACACAAGUACUUGUGAAUUUGUGAGGACCUUAAAUGGACACAAACGAGGCAUUGCCUGUUUGCAGUACAGAGACCGGCUGGUAGUGAGUGGCUCAUCUGACAACACCAUCAGACUAUGGGACAUCGAGUGUGGAGCAUGUUUACGAGUAUUAGAAGGCCAUGAGGAAUUGGUGCGCUGUAUUCGGUUUGAUAACAAGAGGAUAGUCAGUGGGGCCUAUGAUGGAAAAAUAAAAGUGUGGGACCUUGUGGCUGCUUUGGACCCCCGUGCCCCUGCAGGGACUCUCUGUCUACGGACCCUUGUGGAGCAUUCCGGAAGAGUUUUCCGACUCCAGUUUGAUGAAUUCCAGAUUGUCAGUAGUUCACAUGAUGACACAAUCCUCAUCUGGGACUUCCUAAAUGAUCCAGCUGCCCAGGCUGAGCCCCCCCGUUCCCCGUCUCGAACAUACACCUAUAUCUCCAGAUAAAUAAUCAUACACUGACCUCAUACUUGCCCAGGACUCAUUAAAGUUGCGGUAUUUAAUGUAUCUGCCAAUGCCAGGAUGAGCAACAACAGUAACAGUCAAACUCCUACCCAGUUUCCCCGGACUAGCCGAGGAGCGGGGCUUUGAGACUCCUAGUGGGACACAGUUGGUCUGCGGUCGACCCCGACGGUCUGCUCAGCACAGCCGUGUGCAUCAGUGCUGCUAUCAGAAGAUGUCUGUAUCUUUCGUGAGUGAUUGGAACUUUGAAACCUCACCUCCCCCUCCUCCUUUCCCCUCUGCACCUGUUUUUCCCCACUUGGUUCCAGACAAAGAUGACCUAUAAAUAUAUUUAGUGUUUUGUCAGAA
Molecule: messenger RNA, 2219 nt
Organism: Orycteropus afer afer
Lineage: Eukaryota; Metazoa; Chordata; Mammalia; Tubulidentata; Orycteropodidae
Gene: BTRC
Product: beta-transducin repeat containing E3 ubiquitin protein ligase
Molecular function (GO): protein dimerization activity
Source: RefSeq, a predicted model, not a curated record